Ostreobium quekettii is the source of this 441-nucleotide messenger RNA. NCBI's taxonomy places the organism in Eukaryota, Viridiplantae, Chlorophyta, Ulvophyceae, Bryopsidales, Ostreobiaceae. The record is from the annotation of a GenBank genome assembly.
AUGCAGAUCUUCGCGACGCGCCCCGACGGCGGCGUGGUCUCUCUGGAUGUCGAUCGGGGCACGACGGUCGGCGCCCUCAGGAGCAUGAUGGAGGAGGAGGGCUGCCCUGCAGGCGACCACAGCCUGACGUUCCGCGGCCUGGCGCUGGAUGAUGACCACACUCUUGGCUUCUACGGCAUCGACCACCUCUGCAAUUUUCAGUCGUCUGUUCGCCUAAGGGGUGGGAUGAUGAUCAAGGUGAAGACUCUGACAGGGAAGGAGAUCGAAAUCGAUAUUGACCCAACAGACACCAUCCAGCGGAUAAAGGAACGUCUGGAAGAAAAGGAAGGCAUCCCACCUGUCCAGCAAAGGUUGAUUUUUGGAGGCAGGCAAUUGAGCGAUGAUAAGAAUGCAAAGGACUACAACAUCGAGGGAGGCUCUGUACUUCAUUUGGUGAGCUAG